GCUACUGCGACUUUACUGCGACUUUACACUGCCACUUUUGACUUGGACCCCGUGACCCUUAUGCAACUAUGUUGUUUUCUGUCUCUUUCCUUGCCCCAAGCUGGGCUCAACCAGGGACCCUCUGAACACAUCGACAACGACCACGAAACAUCUUUACCUGUCACUCCACAAAAGCAAAGGGAAACAACUGCUUCUGGGUCUUAGAACGGGUGAGGUCACGGAUGUAACCUUCCCAGUGCACUGCUAACUAGGUGGCCCAUUUCACAUCGGCUGCACCGACUGAACACCUCUACUGGAAAACUACAGUGGACAAGGAAAAAACACAGGAGACUCGUAGAGCGCCCUCACACAUUAACCAUGUGCUUCAGAUCAGACACUGGAGUAAAGAUACCAACACCCAACCAGUGAAUUCAAGUGGACAACAGAAUAUCUGUGUUCCCUCUACAGAAUAAGCGUUGGUUCAGAGUGCUAGAACCUCGGGCUAGAACACACUGGACUAAACUGAAAACCAGAAGGUUGAUCUACUACUGAGCUAAAAACUACUGUUGAGAUGCCAGAGGAAGGUAUGGAGGACAGCAAGGGGGGAGAGGAGAGACCCAAGUGGAACAACAAGGCAGAGUACCUGCUGACCUGCAUUGGCUUCGCUGUUGGAGUGGGCAACGUGUGGCGCUUCCCCUACCUCUGCCAGAUUUACGGAGGGGGUGCGUUUCUGAUCCCCUACCUGAUAGCCCUGGUGUUUCAGGGUCUGCCUCUGCUCUACUUGGAGCUGGCUAUAGGACAGAGGCUCCGCAUGGGCAGCAUCGGAGUCUGGAACUCCAUAUCACCCUACCUGGGAGGAGUAGGUGUAGCCUCAAUGCUGGUGUCCUUCUGUGUGAGUCUGUUCUACAACACUAUCGUGGCCUGGGUCCUCUGGUACCUCUUCAACUCCUUCCAGGAACCCCUGCCCUGGAGCCAAUGUCCCCUCAACCACAACAACACAGGGUACGUGGAGGAGUGUGUAGAAAGCACGCCGGUCAACUACUUCUGGUACCGUCAGACCCUGAACAUCACUCCUAACAUGGAGACCAGUGGCUCUCUACAGUGGUGGAUGGUGGUCAGCUUAGCUACCGCCUGGUCUAUCGUUUACAUCUGUUUUGUCAGGGGGAUCGAGACCAUCGGCAAGGCUGUGUACGUCACAGCAACGUUCCCCUACCUGGUACUAACCAUCUUUCUGGUGAGAGCCCUGACCCUACCUGGAGCAUAUGAAGGUCUGAUCUACUUGUUCACACCUGACUGGGAGAUCCUGAAGAACCCCCAGGUAUGGCUGGAUGCUGCCACUCAGAUCUUCUUCUCUCUGUCAGUGGCCUUUGGUGGACUCAUCUCAUUCUCCAGUUACAACAGCCAGAAGAAUAACUGUGAAAAGGAUGCUGUUUUAGUGGGGGUUAUAAACAGUGCUACAUCUAUCUAUGCCUCCAUCCCCAUCUUUGCCAUCCUGGGAUUCAAGGCCCACACAAACUAUGUCACCUGUCUGAAUGGUAACAUCUUAGCACUGACCAAUGAGUUUGAUAUUAGCGACAUGAACAUAACGGUUGAAAACUACGAGCAGUGGUUUGACUCUUUAAAUGGGACACAUCCAUCUAGAGUAUCCGAUCUCAAACUGAAGACAUGCGACCUGCAAACCUUCUUGGAUCAGAGUGCGUCUGGUACUGGGUUAGCAUUCAUCGUGUUCACAGAAGCGGUGAUAUCGAUGCCUGGCUCUCAGGUGUGGGCUGUGCUCUUCUUCAUCAUGCUGUUCAGCCUGGGACUGUCCUCCAUGUUUGGUAAUCUGGAGGGCAUCCUCACGCCCCUUCAUGACCUCAAACUGGUGCCCAAGUGGAUGCCCAAUGAGCUCUUCACAGCAAUAAUCUGCCUACUAUUGUUCCUGAUGGCUCUGAUAUUCUGUCUGGGUUCAGGGAACUACUGGUUGGAGAUCUUCAACAGUUACGUGGGCUCCGUUCCUUUUCUCAUCAUCGCCUUCUUUGAGAUCAUCGCUGUGGCAUACAUCUACGGAAUAGGACGGUUCAGUGAUGACUUGGAGUUCAUGACAGGACAUAGACCCAACAUCUUCUGGAAGGUUUGCUGGUUGGUCAUCAGCCCUCUGAUGCUGUUCGUGGUGUUGGUGGCGUACGUUGCCGUCCAAGCCCAGACACCUCCCACCUACGCAGCAUGGAAUCCUGACUACGUGAACUUCCCCAACACAGAGGUUCUGCCGUAUCCAGACUGGGUGUUUGCCAUCUGUGUCCUGCUGUCUUCAGUACCAGUUAUCUCCAUCCCUCUGGUGGCCAUCUACAGACUCAUCUGCUGCAUGUCAGGAAGACACUCUAAAGACAGUCUCCACAACAAUCCAAAUCCCUACGCCAACGAAGACUACGUUGUAGAGCUUUUAUUGUAAAUGGGAAUCAGGAGGCUAUAAUUAUGGUCAUAUUUGUUAAAGGGAGAGAGAGAGAGCCUUGUAAAUGCGUUUGUGGUUGGAGUAAAAGGUGACCAAGAAUGUUGUCGCUUCUCGGUGCACAGGUGACAUGCUGGUAAAAAUGUGAUAAAACGGAUUACAGUUUGCCUGCAUUAAAAAUCUUCGACUACGAGAAGCACCA
Oncorhynchus kisutch (coho salmon) is the source of this 2609-nucleotide messenger RNA. Its product is annotated as sodium-dependent neutral amino acid transporter B(0)AT3. Gene Ontology annotation, biological process: sodium ion transmembrane transport; nitrogen compound transport; amino acid transport. The coding region runs from base 551 to 2410 and encodes 619 amino acids. Lineage: Eukaryota; Metazoa; Chordata; Actinopteri; Salmoniformes; Salmonidae. The transcript has 13 exons. Gene Ontology annotation, cellular component: plasma membrane. The record is from RefSeq and is a predicted model, not a curated record.